Molecule: messenger RNA, 573 nt
Organism: Tremella mesenterica DSM 1558
Lineage: Eukaryota; Fungi; Basidiomycota; Tremellomycetes; Tremellales; Tremellaceae
Exons: 4
Cellular component (GO): cytoplasm
Source: RefSeq, a predicted model, not a curated record
UCACUGUCGAAGCUUAAUGGACCAUUCCAGCUCGCAGAGUAUCUGUCAUUGAGGGUGAAAGCGGAUCCUCAUGAUGUAGAGGGUUUGGUGAGGGUUCCAAAGUAUGAUGAGACUGACUCUCAGUGGAUAUACGAACAUCUCAGAAGAAUACCCAUUGAUGCGGCACCUCUGGUCAAUCAUUUACUUGGAGGUUGUACCAAAGAAACAUGUCCAGAGAUGAAAGCGGAAGAAUGGCUUUAUCUUUGUGCUGCUCAUGGUGAUGGACAAGCCGCCGUAGAGUGCUGUGCCAUUGACUAUAUUCUUCAUACACUUGAUUCAACCACUGCUGUCCUCAAUUCUUCCGAAAAGUUCCCUUCCAGAAUGUCCAUACCCCCCGCAUCUUUAUCCCACUUUCCAUCACUCUUUCGACGACUUUCACGUAUCUUCUCUCAUGCCUACUUUCAUCAUCGCGAAGCUUUCUCCCUUGCCGAAGGGGAGACAUCUCUCUACGCUCGUUUCUUGCUCUUAUGUGAAAAACACCAACUGGUGGAAAAAUCAUUACUCCCCAUUCCUGAUCAACCUAAACACUCAGAA